GCUCGCCGAAGAAGACAAAGCGAGAGGUAGGAAUAAUUAAUGGCGGUGACCGAGAGCUUGCCGGCGGCCAUGGAGAACGGCGAGAGCAAGGGAGGAGGCGACUACACGCAGGACGGCUCGGUGGAUCUCCGGGGCAACCCCGUGCUCCGGUCCAAGAGAGGCGGCUGGACCGCUUGCUCCUUCAUCGUAGUGUACGAGCUGUUCGAGAGGAUGGCGUACUACGGGAUAGCGGCCAACCUGGUGAUCUACCUGACGGACAAGCUCCACCAGGGGACGGUGGAGGCGUCCAACAACGUCACCAACUGGUCCGGCGCCGUCUUCAUCAUGCCCUUGAUCGGAGCCUACGUCGCCGACGCCUACCUCGGCCGCUACUGGACCUUCGUCGCCGGCUCCGCCAUCUACUUCUUGGGAAUGUGUUUGCUGACGCUGGCGGUGACCAUUCCGUCGCUGAAGCCGCCGCCGUGCGACGGCGGUGUGUGCCCGCCGGCGUCGGCCCUGCAGCUGGGCGUCUACUUCGGCGGCCUGUACAUCAUCGCCUUCGGCAAUGGCGGCACCAAGCCCAACAUCUCGACCAUCGGCGCCGACCAGUUCGACGAGUUCGACCCACGGGAGAAGAUGCACAAGAUGUCGUUCUUCAACUGGUGGAUGUUCACCAUCUUCGUCGGCAUCCUCUUCUCCUCCACCGUCCUCGUCUACCUCCAGGACAACAUCAGCUGGUCCGUCGGCUACGGCAUCCCCACGCUCGGCCUCCUCAUCUCCAUCUCCAUCUUCCUCGCCGGCACGCCGCUGUACCGGCACAAGGUGCCGCAGGGCAGCCCGUUCACUCGCAUGGGCAAGGUGGUCGCCGCCGCCGUCUGGAAGUGGCGCGUGGCCGUGCCGGCGGACGCCAAGGAGCUGCACGAGCUGGAGCUCGAGGAGUACACGAGGAAGCGCAAGUUCCGGAUAGACUCCACCAACACCAUGAGGUUCCUGAACAAGGCUGCCGUGAAGGACGGUUCGCCGGCGAAGUGGAGCCUGUGCACGGUGACCCAGGUGGAGGAGACGAAGCAGAUCAUCAAGGUGGUCCCUUUGCUGGCGACGAUGUUCGUGCCAUGCACGCUCAUCGCCCAGACGAACACCCUCUUCGUGAAGCAGGGCAGGACGAUGAACCGCCACAUCGGGCCGCACUUCCAGAUCCCUCCGGCCAGCCUCGGCGCGUUCGUCACGCUGAGCAUGCUCGUCGCCGUCGUCGUGUACGACCGGCUCUUCGUGAGGGCCAUCCGGAAGUACACCAAGAACCCCCGGGGCAUCCCGCUGCUGAAGAGGAUGGGCGUCGGGCUGCUGCUGCAGGUGCUGGCAAUGGCGACGGCGUCCCUGAUGGAGAGCCGGCGGCUGAGCUACGCGCGGCGGCACGGCCUGGUCAGGACGGGCGGGGUGGUGCCGCUCACCAUCCUGGAGCUGCUGCCGCAGUACGUGCUGAUGGGCGUGGCGGACGCGUUCCUGGUGGUGGGCAAGAUCGAGUUCUUCUACGACCAGGCGCCAGAGAGCAUGAAGAGCCUCGGCACGGCCAUGUCGCUGACGGCGUACGGCGUCGGCAACGUGCUCAGCAGCUUCCUCCUCUCCCUCGUGUCGCGCGUCACGCAGGAGAGGGGCGACCCGUGGGUGACCAACAACCUCAACGCCUCGCACCUCGACUACUACUAUGGCUUCCUCACCGUGCUCGGCGCCGUCAACGCCGUCGUCUUCGUCGUGCUCAGCAGCAAGUACUCCUACAAGGUCGAGUCGACGGAGACGAUCGACAUUGCCAUGGACGUGAAGGGUGAGACAGCCAAGGUUCAGAGCUGAUCAUGCUCUGCAAAUAAAAACCAGACACAAUGCAAAUCGUCAUGCAU
Molecule: messenger RNA, 1871 nt
Organism: Oryza brachyantha (malo sina)
Lineage: Eukaryota; Viridiplantae; Streptophyta; Magnoliopsida; Poales; Poaceae
Product: protein NRT1/ PTR FAMILY 5.2-like
Exons: 3
Coding region: 40-1824 (594 amino acids)
Biological process (GO): transmembrane transport; dipeptide transport
Cellular component (GO): membrane
Molecular function (GO): tripeptide transmembrane transporter activity; dipeptide transmembrane transporter activity
Source: RefSeq, a predicted model, not a curated record